Cololabis saira (Pacific saury) is the source of this 1865-nucleotide messenger RNA. RefSeq lists its product as uncharacterized. The coding region runs from base 137 to 1210 and encodes 357 amino acids. The record is from RefSeq and is a predicted model, not a curated record. The transcript is spliced from 2 exons. Lineage: Eukaryota; Metazoa; Chordata; Actinopteri; Beloniformes; Belonidae.
AGGCGCUAAACCAAGUAGCAUGUAGCCACGAGGACAGAAACAGGAGAGAGGUGUGCUACUUGUCUUUAUCUGACUUGGAAGUCCGAACUGGGAUUAAAGUUGACCGCAUUGUUACAAAGUCGAGUCAAACCUGAACAUGGAAGCUCGGGGCCUCGUCGCGUUGGCUCUUUCCGAGUAUCGACAACUAGUGAACACGCAGGUGAUUCACCUGAGGAACAGGGAGGAGGACGACAGGAGGAGGAGGAGGGUCCUCAUAUCCAGCUUGCUGUGUUCAAGGCAGCGUGCCAGCACUGGAGCUGAGCGUGAUAUGAUGCUGAACGCAGACGACGGCGCGUUCGCUCAGCAUUUCAGAGUCACCAGGACGCAGUUUGAGUUUCUGCUGAAUAAACUGCAGGCGAGCGGUUUGAAGGAGCAGCACAAGCGAGGUCUGGCACCAGUUCCCGUCACAAAGAAGGUACUGAUGUUCCUCUGGUACAUGUCCACUUCUAGCAGCUUCCGGGCCAUAUCUGAAAAGUUCGGUGUGUCUCAGUCGUCAGCUCACAGGAUCACUUUAGAGGUCCUUAACUUAAUUUCCUCAAUCAGACCGACUUUCAUCUCGUGGCCUGGCGAGUCUGAGAAAUCUGCAUCCGCCGCUGCAUUUUCCCGCCUCUGCGGCCUCGGUGAUGUCAUCGGUGCAAUCGAUGGGUGUCACAUCCGGGUGCAGAGGCCAACUAUUAGAGGGGGAGACUACAAGAACUGCCAUUCCUUCUACUCCGUCCUCCUGCAAGCAGUCGUUGACGACAGAGGGAGGUUCAUUGACGUUUUUGCUGGAACGCCGGGCGGAGUUCCGGAUGCCAGGAUGUUGGAGUCCUCCACCUUCUACUCAAGUUGGAAAGAGAAGAUGGGUGAUUACAGCUUACUGGGAGACGAUGCCUACGUCGGACACGGCUUCCCUUUCAUCAUCGCUCCCAAACGUGACAAAGGGGCUCCCGGGAAAGAAAAGCAGCUGCACAACUCCAGGAUCGGCCGUGGCAGGGUGGUUGUUGAGAGAGCUUUGGGUCGGAUGAAGUGCAGGUGGAGGCGCCUUCAAGAUCUGCAACACACUCGCGUUGAUGCGAUGGUAAUGACCAUAAUUGCAGGCUGUGUGCUGCAUAAUAUGUGUCUGGGGGAUUCAGAGUCGUGUCAGGAACACCCGCAGGGCUGUCCAAGGCAGGAAGACGGAAACCAAUAAUAAAAGUGCACCUUUUUUUUUUUUUACUGUUGUGAACAUAAUUGUGUCAAAAAAAAUAUUAAAAGGAGUCUUCUUCUGUCAACUUUUAUUUCAUUUUCAAAGCUGAAGGUGAAGUAAUGAAGAACUCUUAGAGUUUAGUGUACUAUGGUGUUGCCAAUUACUGUUUAGGUCUUGACCCACCGAUCAGUGACAGCUCCAAGCUGUACUCAAACUUAGUACUUUGUCUAAGGUUAGAUCUGUUGAUUGACUUUGGAAAACACCACAGGUGAAUAAAAACGAAUUUAACACACAAACAAAAAUGCAGAGAAAAUAGUUAAUAUCAAUAACGUAAAUUGGCUGUAUUACAUUUUUACAUGUUUUCUGAUCUAAGACACACUGCUUUUUUCUCUCUCACUGUUUCGGGUCCCGGUUCAAAAUGAUUAAAUUAUGGCAUAGACAUUGUAAGAUGUGAUGUCUACAUGUAACAGCUUUAAGUCUGUAAUCCUGGCUACCACUUUAAGUUCAGACCACUUUUCCUAGAUAUCGGCCUCGUUUGAUCAACAUAAUAAACUACACACACACAAAACAUGGGUUCAAUUGUGUACAGUAUUUCUGAUGAAUAAUUAGCAGGGGAGAAGAAGUUAAGAAAAUUAACAAAAUAAACAUUUUUAUCAAA